AUGAAGUACCAAAAUCUCAAAACGCAGCUACGUCUCCUCGAUACGGUAUUGAAGAAGAAAAAGGAUCGAUAUGUAAUGGCUCUGGCUCAGUAUGAGAGGGAGCUAGGUGCAUUGAGAGAGAAAAAUGAAGAAACUGACUCCAAUGGACCUUCAAAUCAAGAACUGCGCGCAAUGAUUGAAAAAACGGAACUGAUGCGCUUGGUGAUGUCAAAGCUUGUGAUGGCCAGAACUGAAACCAACGACGGGCUGGCUGACCCUCGUCGAAAAUAUGCUUUGAAGCCAUCGAGAUAA
This is a messenger RNA of Parnassius apollo (apollo), 291 nucleotides long. NCBI's taxonomy places the organism in Eukaryota, Metazoa, Arthropoda, Insecta, Lepidoptera, Papilionidae. The record is from the annotation of a GenBank genome assembly.